Aspergillus calidoustus is the source of this 645-nucleotide messenger RNA. Lineage: Eukaryota; Fungi; Ascomycota; Eurotiomycetes; Eurotiales; Aspergillaceae. The record is from the annotation of a GenBank genome assembly.
AUGAGUGUGCGCAAGGCACACAACUCAGGAAGGAACCACCUGAGGAACGUCGUUGAAUACUACCAACAAAUCGGACAGGAAAAGGCACAAUCAGUCAUUGACUCAAUCACGUCCUCAUACGCCGCCGAAGGACAGGCCGUUCCCAAUCCCGCAAUGGCUCCUCCGGGUGCCUAUCCGCCUUUCGGGUUCCCAGGCCAAUUCCCCCCUCCUCCGUUCGCAAUGCCUCCCGGUCCGGGCGGUGCACCUGCCAUGCCACCACCCCCCGGGGCCCGCGGUCUUCCCUUCCCUCCUCCCUUCCCUCCAACCUCUGGCGCCGGCGCCCCAAGCGGCCUUCCACCCCUUCCCAAUAUGCCCAAUAUGCCUAAUCUGCCCAACAUGCCAAACAUGGGCCCGCCCGGUUCCGGCCCUCGCCCAGGCCAAGGCUUCCCCCCGCCACCAGGCGGACUCCCAUUCCCGCCCCCGAACUUCCAAGGCGGCGGCGGUGCGCCGGGUUUCCCGCCUAUGCCUAUUCCAGGUCAGGGUCCUGCUGGGUUUAGUCCCAGUCCUGGUCCGGGGUUGCCUGGUCCGCCCCCCGGACAAGGGCCUGAUGGGUAUGGGCCUCCUGGGUCGAUGGCUGGGCCGCCACCUGGGCUGGGUGAGCGGUGA